Molecule: messenger RNA, 1743 nt
Organism: Panicum virgatum (switchgrass)
Lineage: Eukaryota; Viridiplantae; Streptophyta; Magnoliopsida; Poales; Poaceae
Product: salt tolerance receptor-like cytoplasmic kinase 1
Exons: 2
Coding region: 255-1430 (391 amino acids)
Biological process (GO): protein phosphorylation
Cellular component (GO): plasma membrane
Molecular function (GO): protein kinase activity; ATP binding
Source: RefSeq, a predicted model, not a curated record
AACCAGCUGAAAUGAGAGAAGCAAGUUAGCUGGCGCAUACAAAUCAAGCUGAUCUCUCGCUCCUCUCUUUUAACUUUUAUUUAUUUCCCCGUCCCCGGCCGUAUUUAUACCACCAUGUAUCCCCCAUAUCGCCUUCACCGUUUCUUCUUCUUUUCCCCACCCCUGAAGCAAGCAAGCAAGCAACCAACCAAGCUCAGAUCAACUACUGCUGUGCUCACCUCAGCUGGUCCUGACAACAGCGCAGGGGGGGCGCCAUGGACCUCCCCGUGGCGCUCGCCAUCCUCUUCUUCUGCGUCCUCCUCCUCUCCUCCGCCGCCACCGCCGUCCUCCUCAUCCGCCGCUGCCUCGCCGCCCUCCGACGCCCCUCCGACGCCGACCCGGAGGCGCGAGCGGUCGUGCCCCAGCAGCCGCAGUACGAGCUGGCCUUGUCAGCGGAGGAGGCGCCGGCGGCGGCCAAGCAAGCGACCGACCACAAGGACCCGCCGCGGCGGCUCACGUGGCGGGAGGUGGAGGCGCUGACCGGCGGCUUCGACGAGGCGGCCGUCGUGGGCAGGGGCGGCUCCAGCACCGUCUACCUCGCCAGGCUCCGGGACGGCGCGCCCGCCGCCGUCAAGGUGCACCGCUGGUGCGGCGGCGAGCGCCGCCUGCGCGCGUUCCGACAGGAGCUCGACCUGCUCCGCCGCAUCCGCCACCCGCGCAUCGUCGCGCUCAUCGCCUACUCCGACGCCCACGAGGAAGGAGGCGCGCUGGUCCUGGAGUACCUCGCCGGCGGCACGCUCGCCGACCGCCUCCACGGCGGCGGCGCCACGGCCCCUCCGUCGUGGCCCCAGCGCAUGCGCAUCGUCCACGACGUCGCCUGCGCCCUGGAGCACCUGCACGACGCCUCCGCCGGCGCGCCCCCCGUGGUGCACGGCGACGUCUCGGCGUCCAACGUGCUCCUCGACGCCCGGGGGCUCGGCGCGCGCCUGUGCGACCUGGGCUCCGCCUGCGAGGGCUUCUCGGCCGCCGUGGCGCCCACGCGCGCCGCCGUGGGCUCGCCGGGCUACGCCGACCCCUUCUUCCUCCGCACGGGCAUCAUGUCCAAGAAGUCGGACGUGUACAGCUUCGGCGUGCUGCUGCUAGAGGCCGUCACGGGCAUGCCGGCCGCCGGCGCGCCCGGGUCGGAGAACCUGGCGGCCCGGAUACUGCCGCGCGUCAGGGCGCAAGGGGUGGCGGGGCUCGUCGACGGCAGGCUAGGGGAGGGAUACGACGAGGAGGAGGCCGGCGACGUGGCGAGGAUCGCCGUGGAGUGCGUGGCGGCGCAGCCGGGGCUCCGGCCGGCGAUGGGUCAGGUGCGCGCGGCCAUCGCGGAGAAGGCGGCGAGGUCCAUUGCCAAGGCUCAUCUCGGUGACCACCAUAUUCAGCUGAGCAAGCUCUUGGAGCUCACAUGAUUCAGGAAGGAAUCAGGGCCGGGAGGACUUGCUUGCUCACAUGAUUUUCCUAGCACAUUGUUUGUUUAGAGUUAAGACGUCUUAGCUUAGCUUCACACCCUGUCUCCUCUAUUUUCUGUGUUUGUUCUUGUAGCAUGUAUAGUAGUGUAGUAAAAUCGUUUGGUUGUUAUGUUCUAGGGUACAAAUUAAGAUCGAUGGGGAAAACUUAGGCUUGUAAGAGAGAGAAAAAAUGAUUGUGCAUUAGACAACAAGACUUGAGAUUGACAAGAGUGAAAUGUAAAUAUGGAUGGAAUUAUCACAGCGUUUUCUUUCA